Molecule: messenger RNA, 1476 nt
Organism: Lagopus muta (rock ptarmigan)
Lineage: Eukaryota; Metazoa; Chordata; Aves; Galliformes; Phasianidae
Product: maestro heat-like repeat-containing protein family member 2B
Exons: 12
Coding region: 366-1124 (252 amino acids)
Cellular component (GO): cytoplasm
Source: RefSeq, a predicted model, not a curated record
AGUUCCUCAGGGCAUCGCUGGACACCAUAGACGAUGAGGUGUGGAUCGAGGCCCUCAGCUGUGGCUGAGUAGCUCUGCCAGCAGCUCUGCAGAAAAGUCCUUCCUGUACAAGGCUCUGGGGACAGUGCAGGGAGCCUGUAAGAGAGUCUUCCACAUCCAGGAGAAGCUGCUGCAGCACCUGGAGGAAGCAAACGCGGAGGAGCCAUGUGAGGCCCAGGGAAUGAUCACACUUCUCAGCCAUGCUGCUGAGAAUAACUUCCAAACAGUCCUGGCCACGCUCACCAUGUUUGCGUCCAGGCUGUGCAAAGGCCGCAAGGUGAGGAUUUCCAGGAGCAAGAAGAUGGAGCUGGACAGCACAAGAGCUCAUGCCACACGUGGUGCUCUCAUGCUCGCCCACGGCAGCUUGGCACUGCGUGCCGCCAAGGAACAGCUGCUCGCUGGAGGUAGACAUCGUGGGCAACGUCCUGAUGCUCUACAGCUGCAGCUGCCAGGACUUGCAGAACAACCUGGUGCAGAGCAUCACUGACUGCAGCUCUGCCUUCCAUGCUGUGGGGGAUACUGCAUCCUUUAACCCCUCCCUGGAGGCAAAGCUUCUGGAGAUCCUGAUGGACCUGCUGAAGAAAUAUUGCUUGGGCAUCCCUGUCUCCCCAGUGCUUCUCAAGGUGGUUCUGGCCCUGGAGCAGUUGAGCAAGCUGAAGCCCACUUUUGAAAGCAAGGACAUGCGAGAGAUGUUGGUCCUGUGCUGCAAGAACAUGGUGACACAUCCUUCAGCAAAGAUGAUGCUGAAGAUCAGGAAGUCACAGCAAGCUGCACAGUACCUGCAGCUUCAGCAAAGGUCACUGAAAGCUCUGGGCCGGCUCAUGGCCAUCCUGCUUGAGACAGAGCCCAGGGGUGGCUUCUUCCAGAACAUAGUGCAUAUCCUGCAGGGAUCAAUGGUAUCAGAGAACGUGUGGGAGCGCAAGAGGGCACUGCAGACCUGCUCCCAGCUUCUGGAUGCUUGUGAAGAGCUUCAACCAAAGCAGCCAACAGAGUCAGUGAGACAAGAGACAUCAGGAGCCUCUGUGAGGGACUGCAUGCCUGCAGCACUGUCUCUCAUCUCCAGACGACGUCCAAAAUGGCCAUGAUCGUGUGCAGAAACUUCCCCCUCGAAUGCACCGUCGACUUCAUGAUGGCCAUCAAGGAGACCAUCCGCAAAGCCAAAGGAGUGCGUGUGCGUGCUGCUGGGAAGUGGAUGACCACCUUCCUGCAGAUGCACGGGAAGGACAUCUGCUGGAAUAUACUGCCUGCCCUUCACUUUACCCAGCAACAUUAUACCUGCUCCCUGAGGAAGAAAGACAAUGUUUUCUCAAGUGCAGAUGCAUGUGGCCUGGUGGAGACUGCUUGACACGUGCAGGAUUUCAGUGAAAACCUGAUGUGCAUCCAGAAUUCUCAGAGCUUGAAGCGAGGAAGAUGCAACAAGGUCAGUGUUAUCACCUA